Mycotypha africana is the source of this 921-nucleotide messenger RNA. Its product is annotated as thioredoxin-like protein. The record is from RefSeq and is a predicted model, not a curated record. Bases 1 to 921 code for a protein of 306 amino acids. NCBI's taxonomy places the organism in Eukaryota, Fungi, Mucoromycota, Mucoromycetes, Mucorales, Mycotyphaceae. The transcript has 3 exons.
AUGGAAGAUACACUCUUGCGCCGAUUGCAAAAUAGUCAUCUCGAUGACGAUGACGAUGACAAACGCAAAAGUGAAAGUGAAACUGAUAACGACGACAAUGAUACAGAAGGAGAAGAAGACUCACUUGCAUUCAGUCCACAACAACAAUAUCAUCAACAACUAAACAGUAGGGUAUCGGGGCCACAAACAGGGCCAAAAGGGGUGAUAGCAGAUCACAAAUAUUACAAACAACAACAGUUGGCAGACAAAUCAAAAGCCUAUGCAGAUUACAAUGCACACAUGCGAGCUAAGGCGCUUACUACCACAACUUAUUUACAAGAUCUUCAGCAACAAGAAGAAUUAGUGUUGGAGCAUAAACCGUCACCACUAUCUGGGGCAAAAAACCUUAUAUAUGAUGAGGACGAUCAGCUAGAGGGUGAUGACGACACUUUCCUUAAAGAUUAUCGACAGAAGCGACUUUUAGAAUUGAAAAGACUUCAGGAACGAAAUCAUGCUCUACGUCAACAGCAGAAGAGAUUCGGUCAACUAAAGACAAUAGCGGCAGACGAUUAUGCAGAUGAAGUGGAUAACGAAUGGAAAUCUGUGCCUGUUAUCAUUCAUUUAUUUGAUUCCAGUUUACCGAAAUGCAAAGAGUUGGAUACUAUUUUGACUGAUUUAAGCAAGAAAUAUAGACUGGCGAAAUUUCUACGUGUUUCUGCUCAAGAUUUGGAUUUCGACCUCGUAGGUUCACCUGCUAUUCUGGCCUAUAAAGGAGGCAUUCUUGUUGCGAAUCUGGUAAGACUAGUAGAUCAAUGCAGCGCGACAUCACGAUUUGAUAUAGACUCGAUUGAAGAAGUUCUUUUAAGAAAUGGUGCCUUAUCGGAACAUGAUUUAUAUGAAUUACCUACUCAUUUGAACAAGGAAGAAGAAGACGAUUAUUGA